UCACAUGCAGACUUUGCAUAACUUUUUGUAGUCCCUUUUGUUGCAGUCAGUAGAGGAUCUUUGUGAGACGAAGGUGUCUCUUUAGAGGCUGAAAACCCAGAAGAAGAAGAAGAAGAAGAAGAAGAAGAAGAAGAAGAAGAAGGAUUUAUAUGAGUUUCAGCAGGUUGUGUCGCGGGGGCAGCAGCCUAAGCAGGGAAGCCCAGACUUCCAUCUCCCCAGCCACUUCGUCCAGCUCUUCCCGGGGGAUCCCGAGGCGUUCCCAGGUCAGCCAGGAGACAUAGUCUUCCCAACGUGUCCUGGGUCUUCCCCGUGGCCUCCUACCGGUGGUGAGCCGCGAUGGAGGACGCCUACAGACAACUUCACCAGGAGUUUGUGCGCCUCAGAUCACUUUGUCUCAGGCAGGCUGCUCUGUUGCACCAACUCAUGGCGGCCCUGCAGAAAGAGAAAGGUGUUCCCAACGGAGUCCUUUCUGUCCAGUGUCUCCAGGAAAUCCCGCUGCCUUUCCAGGGACCUCCGAUAAGAGCCCUGAACCCUGCGACACCAUCUGACAUGAACAUGUCUCACCUGCUGACUGAAGAUUUGUCCAAGUUCUGCUUGAAGUUAUCUGAUGGCAAAACAGAGGAAAAGAAGUCUUCAAACCAGUGGUCAUGUGAUCCUUGUGGUGCAGCCGAGGGCCACCAGGACUCAAUGAGGAUGCUGCUGACAGACCCACGGACCCUCGCUGUUGACCUUCCCAGUCUGUCGGGCAGACUGCAGAUGUCCGACGUAACGCUGCAGUCCGACGUGUGCGACUUCUGCCAGGCAGUUUUUCCCGGACAUACGACCACCAGGGGAGACUUCCUGCAGCAUCUCCACAACCAUGUCACCUAGUGGCCUACCAGCUCAGAAACGAUCAAAACCCACAAUUACCAUUUUAUUUUACUGUAUUUUCCGGACUAUUUUUCUCAAAACUCGACAGUGCGCCUUAUAACCCGGUGGGCCUAAUGUAAGGAAUAAGUUUGGUUGAGCUUACCCACAUUGAAGCUAUUUUAUUUGGUACAUGGUCUGAUGAUAAGUGUGACCAGUAGAUGGCAGUCAAACAUAAGAUACAAGUGUAGCCUGCAAUAUGACUCAGGUAAACAACACCAACAUUUUAUAUGUUCCAUUGAAAAUAUAGAACAUUACACACGGUGCUCGAAAAUCUACCAACAUGUUUUAGUACAACUUUGGUAAGCUAUGUGCUUGAUGUGCUUCAACAUACAAGUAUUAUUAUGUAUAAGGUAAGACAUAUUAUCUGGCGUUUUGUUUCGCAAUAUUAUGCAAAAGCAACUUUUCUUACCUUCAUUUAAGUUGAUCCUUUUCCCUACCUUCGUUGUCGAACAUUGGAACAUGGAUUCUUUAUUCACUGGUGACCAGAGACGAUCCUUUUGAUGCUCAGCGCAAGUGUACUCGUACUUUGUGGACGCCGUCUGCUCCACAUUUCCUGUAGCAAUACAAUACAAACUUCUUAUUUGCUAUACUUACUAGCAAUGUGAAGUUUUGUGUAUGAUAUCAAACUUGUGAUGCUCAAAAGUAGUAUUUAUUUUUUCCUCAGAAGAGUUAUCGUAUAGAAAAAAAUUCUUAUGUCUCACUGAAAAAUACUUUUUCAGGGG
Messenger RNA from Entelurus aequoreus (snake pipefish), 1631 nucleotides. RefSeq lists its product as uncharacterized. Lineage: Eukaryota; Metazoa; Chordata; Actinopteri; Syngnathiformes; Syngnathidae. The transcript is spliced from 5 exons. The record is from RefSeq and is a predicted model, not a curated record. Bases 337 to 870 code for a protein of 177 amino acids.